UGCGGCACGCUUUUGUUCAAAAAGUGGCUGCUGCACAGAGGUGCGCUGCCACAUCUCACUACCCACAGUCUGUUGUUCUUAGCGACAGAAUGGCUUCUCCCAGACACAUCCAACCCCGCAUCUUCAACUUCCUGGUUUGGAUGUCAAAUUAGUUUUUGUCUUUUUACAGUUCUUCAAGCAGGCAAGUGGAGACCUGGAAACUGGUGAAGGAUUUCCCCCCCCCUGAAUCAUUUCUCUGGAUUGUAAAACUGCCGCCGUGUAUGGUUCCCAGACACUCACCAUGUUUUCUGACAGAGGGGAGACAGCGAUCUAAUGCUUCCCUUCAUCCUCCUCCUCCUCCUCCUCACCGGACAUCUACGGGAGAGGGUGUCCCGUCUGCUCUCACGCAGCUCCUGGAGUUUACUCGCGUGAAAAACUCAACCUGGAGAUAACAGAGAGAAAAGCACUUAAAGACCCACGAAAGCUCUUUUGAAUGCCUUUGCAAGGACUUUGUUGGUUUCUGUGCUGCAGGCAGGGCUUCAGUUUGCUCGGACGCGACUAUGGGGAGAAAGAGGAGGAAGAGUCUUUCGAAUUGCGCAACAAGGAGGACUUGACUCCCAAUGGACGGAGUCCAGCUGAUGUGACUGUUUCUCAACCAACUCAUACGGCCAACGGAACAAAUGGGCACACCGUGUCAGAGGCGUCUGAAGAGAUGAAGAGCCUGAUCAUUGACAAGAAUAAGAUGGGCCUGGAGGAAGAGCCUGAGCUGCUGGUCAAAGGGUGGCUGCUGAGGGAGGUGCGAGGAAACUGGAUUAAGCAGCGUCGCUACUGGUUUGUGCUGAGCCAGGACUCACUCGACUACUACACCGGCCCAGAGAAAGGAGCCCGCAGACUGGGAACGCUGGUCCUCACCAACCUCUGCUCCGUCAUCUGGCCCGACAAGCAGACUUACAAGGAAACAGGCUACUGGAGCAUCACAGUAUAUGGGCGGAAGCACUGCUACAGGCUAUACACCAAGCAUUUCAAUGAGGCUGUGCACUGGGCAUGUGCCAUCCAGAAAAUCAUUGAUACCAAAGCACCGGUGGAAACGCCAACACAGCUCCUGAUCCGAGACAUCGAGGAGAAUAAGUUCAACCCUGAGGUUGUGGAGCACAUCUACCAGCACAACCCAAUCCUGAAGUACACCCAGGGCCCCCUGUACGCCCCUCUGCUUCCUUUCCCCUAUGGCAGCCUGGAGCACACAUACCACAGUGGGAAAGGUUACGGCUCGGUGCGUGAGGAGGCCGUGAAGCUGUUCAACUGCCUGCAGCAGCUUGAGUCGGCACGGGAGCCGGUCCCUAUUAUCCAGGGCGUGCUGCAGACCUGCCUGGACCUGCGGACGCUCCGGGACGAGGUCUACUGCCAGUUAGUGAAGCAAACGAGCUACACGCCUGCCCCGUACACUGCCGCACACCUCCGCUACUGGCAGCUCCUCACCUGCAUGAGCUGCACCUUCCUGCCCGGGCCCACUGUGCUCAAGUAUCUGCGGUUCCACCUCAAGAGGAUUCAGAGCCAAAGUCCUGAGUCUGAGAUGGAUAAUUACGCGUCAUUCAUCAGCGAGGCUCUGGAGAAGACCAAGUGUCGGGAGUGUGUGCCAUCCUGGGAGGAGAUCCAAAUGCUGAUGAGCAGACAGGAGAUGCUGUGCACUGUGCACUAUCCUGGCCCGGGGUCCUGCCAGCUCUACAUCAGCUCACACACCACUGCCAAUGAGGUGGUUCGAAGGAUGCAGGAGAAGCUCGGCCUGCAAGAGAGCAAAAACACAUUUGCACUGUAUGAGCAGAAUGCACUGUGGGAGCAGCCGGUUGCAGGCGGUGCUCUGAUCGCAGACAUCCUGACCAGCUUCUUCACCAAAGAGUCAGAGUCGAAGUCCCAGUGGAAGCUGUGUUUCAAGCUCUACUGCCUGUUGGAUGCUGACAGCAUAUCGGUGGACAGCAUCGAGUAUCUCUUCCUCUAUGAGCAGUGCCAUGAGAUGGUCGUGCGCGGCCAGCUGCCAGCCUGUGAGGAGGACCUGCAGGCCUUAGCGGCCCUGAGGCUCCAGUGUCUGAUGGGUGACUUCAGCACGCACGCUCCCUGCCCACCUCUGGACGAGCUCUUCCCAGGUGACAUGCUGGAAGCUCGCGUCCUCAUGUCCCUCUCUGCCCCGCAAGCCCUGCCACCUUGUCUGGUGGCAGCUCAGGGCUGCCCGACGACGCAGCGCUUCCCCACAGGCCUCCUGGCGGGGACGCUGUGGAGCCACACGGCCACGGCAGCGCACAAACAGAAGGUGGAGCUGGACAUGCGUCUGCGGAGCCGGCUGAAGGAGGAGGCGGCGGCCGUCAUGGGGUCCAUCUUGGAGCGUUGGAAAGGUCUGGUCAGCUACACCUGCAGAGACAGUAUGGCCGCCUACCUCACAAUUGCACGCCAGUGGUCGGGCUUUGGAUGCACUCUGUAUGAAGUGGACUUUUAUAUUAGUUCGACAGGGAGUUUUUCCCAGAAGCUGUGGCUGGGCGUUGCUGCUUCGUCCGUGUCUCUGUACCGGCAAGGAGAAGCAGAGGCCCUGGAGUCCUUCCCUUAUGGCCAGAUCUGCUCUUACGGUGUAUCUGACAGCAACACCUUCAAGAUCACAGCCGGGGAUCGGGAUCUGCUAUUUGAAACCACCAAGCUGACUGAGAUCAUGCAGCUGAUGAACGCAUAUUUCAGUGCCAUCCGUCGCCAGCGAGGGAAAGGGGAGGAUGCGGACAUCACCAUAGCAGAAAGCACGGAGGUGGGCUUCCAUCACCUGGCCUCGAUGCAGACGCCCACCCUCCUGGAGCUGCCCUCACACCCCGUCUGAGAGGGACCCACACAAACCCCACCCCACCCCCAACUCCCCCUGUCUUCCUCCACGUGGCCCCCUAGGAGGCCCAGACCUGGUCCUCAGGACCCCGCGCCUCCUCCGCUGGGAACAGCACGGCAGCCAAAACAAAGAGAGGGCUGUUUUCGCUCCCCAUCCAUGAAAAUAAACCCUUGCUGAGCUUUCCAGCUGAAGUAGCGGGCCAAUGGAGGAGGGAGGGUGAACGAACGGCAAAGGACGAGAAGGCGAGGGGGGUUGUGUUUUGUGAGCGAGGCCUAGAAAACCCCAAGAAACGAGUGCGGUUGCUGAUGAGGUGUCACACGUACCCCCCCCCCUCACUCACACACACCCCAUCCUGUCACACAACCACCUCUGUUAACCUACAUGGCAACAACCCCCUCCCCUAGCCCAACCUCACCCCCUCAACAAUGUGAGACACUGGUUGCCAAGUCGGGGAGAUAGCGUGAGUUGUGGCAACAAUAAGCUGUGGUGAAGGCUCAGAGUGCAAAUACUUUCUCACCCUCGAAGUGUGCCAUAUUUGUGUUAACUUUCCUAGAAGGCAGUUGCCUCCCGUGCGCUGCUGAACUAGUGUUGCGAACGUUCAGUGCAAACCCUCCCGUCUCUGGCUCUCACUCCCUCACCCACACAGACUCACUUUCUCACGUGCCCCUACGCCAACAUGUUCAUCAGAGACAGUUAGUUUUCAUAAGAUCCCAGCCGGGCUUGCGUUACCUGGAACUGUUGAUGCGGUGAGCCAUGUGAACUUGGAACUAGAAACAGAUGUUGAACUCUGUAGCCAAGUCAUUUUGGCUGCCAGAUCCAUAUAGAGACUCACCGAUGAGAUUUUCAGUUGUGAGUGUAUUUGAUUAAGAAACUUCUUCCCUGGACGACGCGUUCAGGAUCUGGGAUAGUUGAUUCACAGAAACCAAAGGAUUUUGGAGCUGUUUGUUUGUUUGUUUUUUUGUUUCCACCAAAUGCUCUGAUGUGUCCUUUUUUCGUGCUGCUCGUCUUGGCUGUAAUCCUGGACACCAAACUUGGUAAACACUUGACUGAUUGGAUCAAUUUUAGCUUGUGUCAGUAACUAUUCUAAUGCAGCUCUGCUCUGCUGACAAAAACAGGUGCUUCACUGUUUAUUAUUGUUAUUUUCACAAUGUAUAAAUCAUCGAAGACAUUGAACCCAGACCACACAGGAAGGCCCCAGUCAGAGCUGUGGAUCAUUUCAUAUUUAUCAUACAGUGCCCCCAUCUGUCCCCUGCUAUUUAAACAGAAACCUUCUAAUCAGGCCAUAGGUGCUUUUGUAGUAUUAUUUGUGCUUUUUUUCCCCCUUUUUUUUUUUUUUUUACUGUGUUUUAUGUCUUAAAUGCAAACCCAGGUGCAUUUUGAGAUUGGGUUUGCUUUAACUGAUCAGAGCCAUGAAUGCUCCUUAUGAUCAGAUGUGUAACUCCUGUGUAGCUCCUUUGUGUUCACUGUUGUAGUAUUUUUGUUUCACUGAGGCAUGAGUUGGAGCAUGGACCAAAGAUAUUUUUAAUAAGCUUUUAUAACAUUUAAUAAUCCCAAGGCAGAAAAAUCCCCCUUCGAUUAAUUCGUUUUUUACACCUGAAUAACUUAAAAUAUUAAACCCCUCUGUUGUAUACACCUUUAUAUUACUGUAGAGACCCGUUUAGGAAUCUUGAGAAUAAUUGGCUUUGUAAAGAUGAUUUUACAGGAUGCGAUAAAUGCGAUAACCAGCGUCAAAACUAAAAGUGUUCUCAACAUGGACGACCUUGAUGAGUCAUAGCCCUAUCUCCUGCCCAGAAGCAGGUCUUUGCUUCUUUUUUACUGCAGCUGCAGGCAGCUCUGAGCUACAUGUUUGAAAAGAAAAAAAAAAAGAAAAAUCAAACUGCGGAUGUUGUUGCUUUAUAUUACGCUUGUUUGUACGCCACACGGUACCUUUUUAUGUAAUGUGUGUAUAGUUAAUUGCACUAUUGUUUGUUUUAACCAACUUGGAAGUGCAAUAAAAACUAUAAAUACUGUAUGUAAUUAAUAAAAAACAGCACCA
Messenger RNA from Paralichthys olivaceus (Japanese flounder), 4868 nucleotides. It is a transcript of the gene plekhh3, whose product is annotated as pleckstrin homology, MyTH4 and FERM domain containing H3. Gene Ontology annotation, biological process: signal transduction. Gene Ontology annotation, cellular component: cytoskeleton. The record is from RefSeq and is a predicted model, not a curated record. Lineage: Eukaryota; Metazoa; Chordata; Actinopteri; Pleuronectiformes; Paralichthyidae.